Molecule: messenger RNA, 483 nt
Organism: Aspergillus thermomutatus
Lineage: Eukaryota; Fungi; Ascomycota; Eurotiomycetes; Eurotiales; Aspergillaceae
Exons: 3
Coding region: 1-483 (160 amino acids)
Source: RefSeq, a predicted model, not a curated record
AUGUCGCGUCGAACCACUGUGCCUGAGCAACCCGCCCGCCCGUUUCCCGUAGGAACAUGGGUCCUUUAUGGCUGCGGUGCAGGACUGCUCGGUGUAGCAGCAAUGACUGUCGGAGAGAAGAUUGAACAAUACUUUACUGGACGACCAAGCUCAUAUGUCCCCGCCCACACGCUAGAGCGACUACUGUCCUUCCCUACCCGGCCGGACAACGAACGGUUUGGACUGAACAUGGCCAUGCAUUACGGGCAAGGUGCAGUUGCGGCCGUCAUUCGAGCAUUCAUGAGCGUCAACGGGAUUCGAGGACCGUUUGCCGACUUUAUGUUCAUCUCCGUCCGGUUGAUGAUUGAUCAAACGCUCGAGAAUUGGACGGGAGUCGGCGCUCCUCCAUGGACGUGGCCUGUCAAUGAGCAGAUCAUCGAUGUACUGCACAAGGCAGUCUAUGCUUUUGUGACAGGGUACUUUACAGACAGAUGGCUUCAAUGA